Messenger RNA from Phanerochaete carnosa HHB-10118-sp, 1618 nucleotides. RefSeq lists its product as uncharacterized. The record is from RefSeq and is a predicted model, not a curated record. Lineage: Eukaryota; Fungi; Basidiomycota; Agaricomycetes; Polyporales; Phanerochaetaceae. The coding region runs from base 117 to 1571 and encodes 484 amino acids. The transcript has 3 exons.
CCAUGAUUUGCGUGUGAGAUGGCCGAGGUCGAUCCUGUGCUGCCCCCAACGUCGAGAUUUUCUCGCUCUUCUCUUUUGAACGUUAGUCCCCCAUACCGCCUACACCGGCGAACCGCAUGCCCACAUACAUCUUCGAUGAUUAUUUCGGAGACGAGAGACCGGGAGUGGCGACGGCAGUUCCGACCUUUCUCCCUGCCGUAAAUCAGUGGGACCCGAUAGGUGGGACGUGCGCGAGCUGCACGCUGUCCACGAAUCUGGACACACCUAUUAACCCAACGAAGGCGCAGAAUGGAACCUGGCACUCGGUGACGGUGAGCCCGGAUGAGCCCGAGACAACCAUUACUAUUACCUUCAGUGGCACUGCAGUGACUGCCUACUGCAUCUUACCGCCAGAUCUGGGCCCGUGGAUUACAUCCUACAUGAACAUGUCGUUCAUUCUCGACGACGAUACGGUCGGCAAAUUUGAAAGAACUGCGAGCGGGACCGACUGGACAUACAACUAUCCGGUAUUUUCCACGUCGAACCUGGAGAAUAAACAACACACCUUCGUGGUGCAACCCCGCGCAGAUGUUAACACCUCGUACAUGGUGUUUGACUACUUCACGUACGAUUUCGAGGAUCCCUCACCAACAUCCGCUCCUUCAAUAUCGCCGUCUUCUCCCGAACCAGCGAGUCCUCAGACGUCAAGCACAUCCAGUUCCUCGUCAGAAUUGUUAGCCAGUCCUCCAUCUGGCUCUCCGUCGACACCGUCUUCAGAUCCUUCGCCCAACUCUUCUUCGACAUCAUCUUCAGACUCUGCACCUAACCUCUCAUCGACAUCGCCUACUGUAAGUUCUGCACCCAACUCCCCAUCGUUAUCAUCCGUCAAUUCUGUACUCCACCCUUCAUCGGAAUUCAUCCCUGGCCAUUCUGCCAGCUCUUCAUCGACCUCAUUUAUCGGACCGACGUUGGGUAGUAACUUGUCGUUGUCAAACCACUCUAGUAUGCCAGUCGGUGCUAUUAUUGGCGGCGUGGUCGGCGGCGUAGCAUUCAUCCUUUUCGGUCUCUUGGCUUUGUGGUAUAUCUGGCGACGCAGGGCGCGAACACGCGAGCGGCUGGUGGCGUACGAAGCCAAGGAAGCAAUAUACGAAGUAAGCUACCCAGCGACGACCCCCUUCCUGGCGAACGAACCUGCGACAAGCUCAGAGGCCAGCAAGCAGUCUGCAAGUGUAAGUCCAGCGCCCCGCCCAAGCGACCAUUCCGCAUCUGGCUCGCGAUGGGAAUCGACGACGCUGCUCUCGAGCUCGUCGCAGUGGCCGAGCAGCGCAGAAGGGAAGCGUGCGCUGGCCGACGCGAGCCUGCAGCGCAUGAUCGAGAUGGAACGACAGGUGGCGCAGGACGAAGGUCGGGUAGACGGCGAGGAGAACGGGCGGCUGCAGCGAGAGAUCGAGGCACUCCAGGCGCAGGUGCACCAGCUGAACAUGGCGUUGGAACAGCAGGCGGAAGAGAUCAGGCAGGCCGCAUUGUACGACGAGGCGCCGCCGAGUUAUGAGGCUGAGUUGGAGCGGCGAAGCACGGCUGGGCGAUCUUAAAUCUCGAAGCCAUGAAAACUCGCGCAUGUUAGUCGGCAUGCUUUCAU